GAAUAUUAUUUAUUUCAAAGCAGAAAAAAAGAAGUUGACCCCCGGAAGGAACGAUUUCGCCAAUAUCCAACGCCACCUCUCUGUUCACCAUUUUCAGUCACAAUCUGUGCAACAACCCACAUCUUUUGGAGGUUUCGUUUCUCCAUACAAAUCAACACAAUGGAAGCAGGUGUAAGGAGUGAUGUCUGCAUGGACUUAGGAAACGGUUUAGCAAACGGGCAAGGCAAGCAUCCUCUAUUUUCCUUUGGUGUUAUUUCUGAUGUUCAGUAUGCGGAUAUCCCUGAUGGUCACUCAUUCCUAGGUGUUCCUCGGUAUUAUAGACAUAGUAUUCUUGUUUUGCAAAGGGCAGUGAAGAACUGGAACGACCACAAGAAUCUUAACUUUGUGAUUAAUUUCGGAGAUAUUGUUGAUGGGAAGUGUCCCAAAGAUCAAUCUCUAAAUGCUGUGAAGAAAGUAGUCAGUGAGUUUGAAAAUUUUCAUGGUCCCGUGUAUCACAUGAUUGGAAAUCAUUGCCUUUACAAUCUCCCACGGGAUAAGUUACUUCCUUUAUUGAAGAUCCCGAAUCAUGGUGAUGGUUGCACUCACGCAUACUAUGACUUUUCACCAACACCGGGAUACAGAUUUGUUGUAUUGGAUGGAUAUGAUAUUAGUGCAAUUGGAUGGCCUCAUGACCAUCCGAAUAGACUGGAGGCCUUGAAAAUCCUGAGUGAAAAAAACCCGAAUUCAGAUAAAAACAGCCCAGAGGGACUGAAGGGUGUUGAUAGAAGGUUCGUUAUGUUCAAUGGAGCAGUCGGAAAUAAGCAAAUGGAAUGGCUGGAUAAUGUACUUAAGGAUGCAACAAAUAUGAAACAGAAAGUGAUAAUAUGUUGUCAUGUGCCAUUAGAUCCAGGUGCAACAAGCAAAACAACGCUUUUAUGGAACUAUGACCAAGUAAUGGACCUGAUUCACCGUUACGAUUGUGUGAAGGUUUGCCUCAGCGGGCACAAUCAUCAAGGAGGAUAUUCAGUUGAUUCUCGUGGAGUUCAUCACAGAGUGCUUGAUGCUGCUUUAGAGUGUACUCCCGGGACCAAUGCGUACGGGUAUAUAGACGUUUAUGACAACAUGUUGUCGCUUGUUGGCACAGAUCAAAUGAAAAGCACCAAAUUUAGUUUCGAUUUCUAGACAAAUAUUUAUAAAAGAUCAAUUCUUUCAUCAAAGAUGAUGGAGUGUAUAUUACUGUAAUUUUCAUCGACUGAAGUUAAUCCAUUUACAAUAAUAGAGCAAAGUGGAGAUUUUCAAGUCA
Gossypium raimondii (Peruvian cotton) is the source of this 1282-nucleotide messenger RNA. Its product is annotated as manganese-dependent ADP-ribose/CDP-alcohol diphosphatase. Lineage: Eukaryota; Viridiplantae; Streptophyta; Magnoliopsida; Malvales; Malvaceae. The coding region runs from base 160 to 1161 and encodes 333 amino acids. The record is from RefSeq and is a predicted model, not a curated record. Gene Ontology annotation, molecular function: CDP-glycerol diphosphatase activity; manganese ion binding; 2',3'-cyclic-nucleotide 2'-phosphodiesterase activity. The transcript is spliced from 2 exons.